UGUAGAGCUACAAUCGACGCGAUGUUGUCCUCCGCCGCGGGGUUGAUGCGCGAGCACGCCGCCGCGGAAGGUCCCAUGGAGCCGCUAUGGCGUUCGCUGGUUGUUGCUGCCGACGGGCGGACUUGCGGGCCAGCCUCGGGCUACAUCUCUGGUUGCCGUAUUGCGCAAGUGAGCGACCGACCCCGGGCCGGCGCCGUAGCAGCUGAAAGAGUGCAGGCUGCCGAAAGUCGGCGGCCGCCUUGUCCUCCCGCCCGGCGGGCACGGUGGGGGCGGUCAGCCCCCUGCCCCCGCGUCGCGUCCGGCGUGCAGUGGGGCAAUGCUUCCCGGCCCCUUUUCUAACUUCUUGGGCGGCCCCAGCGCUGUGGCGCGCCCGUGCGGCCCCUUUGGUGUCUGACGUUGUGCCCCCUGGAUCCCGUUUCCGGGGUGGGCCGCCCUGUUGAUUGGAGCGAGUGAGCGCAAGCAAGCUCGGGCCGAACGGGCAGAAGCUAACUAUCUAGCGCAUGUUCUGCGGCCUUUGUUUUGUGACUGCCGUUCGUUGCCGUGCCGGGGCGCGCGUCCGGGCAAGCAAGGUUUGUCUGGCAGCUGCGUUGCAGGCCGUGCCUGCCUAAAAACCCACCGCCCCCCUCGAUGGGACGCCACAAGGAAGACCAGAUCAGACGUGUGUGGUUCGCAGCUCUGGCAGGCCUUGGCGCCGGGGCGUAUCGUAUGUGUUGUGUGCAUCUAUACUUACAUUGUUCUUUGGCAUCGGGUGUUCGCGUUUCUUUUUUUCUUGACAUCGUAUGGUCAUUGCAGAGUGGUGUUAGCUACACGAGACUGGUCGUCAGG
Amoebophrya sp. A120 is the source of this 825-nucleotide messenger RNA. The record is from the annotation of a GenBank genome assembly. Lineage: Eukaryota; Dinophyceae; Syndiniales; Amoebophryaceae.